Ooceraea biroi (clonal raider ant) is the source of this 1321-nucleotide messenger RNA. RefSeq names its product ribosomal L1 domain-containing protein CG13096. NCBI's taxonomy places the organism in Eukaryota, Metazoa, Arthropoda, Insecta, Hymenoptera, Formicidae. The record is from RefSeq and is a predicted model, not a curated record.
CUGCACGAGACAUGUCUCUUCUUCACUUCCGUUUGCUUCCCGCGUGGUCGGUGGUGAGACGCGGAGGACUAUUUUAAUAAAAUAUAAUUUCUUUAAGAAGAAAGUCUGUAAGAAAAAUAGCGUCAUGCUAUCGUAGUGGAAUCAAUUCAUAAAACAGUUACAUUAAUUAAUUUAAUUAACGAAGAAUGGAGCAGAAGAAAAAUUCAGGUACGCGCACCUCGCGAAAGCGAACACGUUCCGAAAUGGAAACGCCUGCUCAAGAAGGAUUCGAUUUAAAGAAACUAUCAAAACAACAUAUUCUGCAGUGUAUUUCUGCGAUUUUUCACUUGACGCGGGAACAAUUGAAAGAAAAGAACAAUCUCAUCGAAGAGGCCGAACCGAUAUUUUUACAAGUGAAUUGCAUCAAAGUCCCCAAAACUCCUCGCAGGCGAAUGAGAAUCUUAUUACCGCAUUCAGUGAUAACGUCAGACGACGAGGUCGCUCUGUUUGUCUGUGACCUGCAGAGAGGAAGGAGAAAGGAUUACGAGCCAACGGUGGAACAUUACAGGGACCUGUUAAGCAAGCACGGAUGUACUCGUGUAAACGAGAUAAUACCUAUGAAUCGUGUGAAAACUGAAUUUGAUCAAUUUGAGUUGAAGAGAAAACUGAUAGCCAGUUACGAUCACUUUCUCGUUGACGGUCGCAUCAGCGGCCACAUAUCUCACUUGCUGGGAAAAGAAUUUCUGAAGAGACGGAAAUUGCCAACCUCCAUCAGGAUAGAGAGCAAAGAUUUGAAACACGAGGUCGAUUACGCAUUGAGGAAAAUGAGCAUGUGCAUUCACUCGCACGGUGAUACCCACGUGGUCCAAGUAGGAAACACAGCCAUGAGCGAGAAGGAAGUGCUCAAAAAUGUCUGGGCUACGUGUAAGCACUUGUACAAAAAUUAUCCCGGUGGUUGGGAGAACGUACGAGCUCUUCGACUGAAAGGUGCCAGGAGUCUGUCGAUUCCCAUUUACGUGACAUUAAAGGAUAAAAAUACAGUGAAAGUGCCGAUAAUUCAGCCAAGGAGGCCAAAGGCCUAUCGUGACGCGGAGGGUGAACUAUCAACACUGCGCAACACCAGAGUUCUAGUUAAACCCAGUGGCGAAGUGAUCGUCACCAAAGACGCGAAGAGCACGAAGAAAACUAAAAGAAAAGUGAAAACCAAGACACUGAAGAAAAAGGAAGAUCGAGAUAUAUAAAAAUUCGCAUUUGUUUUAUUCUAAAAACCAAUUACAAAAAACUUGUUACUCUCAGAUCUCUAAUGUACAUUAUCUAAAUCUAAUAUUUCUAAAUUUAACAU